This is a messenger RNA of Cadophora gregata, 279 nucleotides long. RefSeq lists its product as uncharacterized. Lineage: Eukaryota; Fungi; Ascomycota; Leotiomycetes; Helotiales; Ploettnerulaceae. The transcript has 4 exons. The record is from RefSeq and is a predicted model, not a curated record. The coding region runs from base 1 to 279 and encodes 92 amino acids.
AUGCGCAUGCCUGUUCCCUUCACGCCGCUCGUUCCUGCCUUCCAGAUUACUAUCCUCCACAUCUAUCCAAAUAAGAAAUUAAUCACCAUCCAACAACGUGACGUGGCUCUUUGGUCUAGUGGUACGAUUCUCGCUUCGGGUACUCCCUGGGUUUGUAACUCAAACAUUCCCGAGUUCGAACCUCGGAAGAGUCCGUUGAAUCUUUUUUUGAGCCUUCAAUUGCUCGUCACAACGAGUGCUGUUGAGAGAGUUGAUCUGUUUGCGGAAUUUGUCGCUUAG